This is a messenger RNA of Aspergillus niger, 1425 nucleotides long. RefSeq lists its product as uncharacterized. Lineage: Eukaryota; Fungi; Ascomycota; Eurotiomycetes; Eurotiales; Aspergillaceae. Gene Ontology annotation, biological process: phospholipid homeostasis. Bases 1 to 1425 code for a protein of 474 amino acids. Gene Ontology annotation, molecular function: aminoacyltransferase activity. The record is from RefSeq and is a predicted model, not a curated record. The transcript has a single exon.
AUGACUUCAUCCAGCCCCCGCAAGCAAAAGAAAUCCCAGCAGUCCAACAUCAAGGUGCUGCUGGCCGACACCAUCGGACAAUCGCUGUACGAGCGUCUCCUGCAAGCCCGACUCGACUGUCCCGUCACCCACUGGGCACCUGUGCACCAUCCUCUCGCUCCUCAGCCCUCAUCUAUCAUCAACUGUAACCUCAGCAUCAACAGCAGCAGCACCAUCACCUCGUCCCCAUCAACCUCCACCUCCGACUUCAAAAGCAUCCCCUCCAGCCGCACCAGCCAUGACUCUUUCCACAAACCCUCUUCACCCAUCCACCCACCCCUCCCCUCCAACCGCAUCAUAACCCUCGCCGGACCCAUCACCACCUCCCUCCCCAUCCUCACCACCAUCACCCACCUAGCCGCCAAACACAGCCAAGUCUCACACAUGUCCCUCCUCGACCCGAGCUACACCAUCUUUCUCAACACCACCCACACCGCGGCGCUCUGUUUCAAAGUCGUGCACCAAACGGCCAUCAUAGCCGGCGACCCCAUCAGCUCUGAAGAGAACAUCCCAUCUCUCCUCUCCGAAUUCAAAACCUACCGCAAAGCUCACCUCCUCGGCAUGGCCUUCCUAGGCGCCAGCCCGCGUCUCACACACUACGCCGAAACCCAGACAUCAACCGGCAGCAAAUCCACCAACAACUGGACAAUGCUCCACUUCGGGACCUCACGCGUCCUCAACCCCACCACCAACGCCCUCCUCAACGAAUCAACCGGAAAGCGUCUCCUCCUGCAGAACAAACAACUCCUAAACCCAAAUAAAGGCGGCAUAACCCUAGACAUAUACAUCCCUGGCAGCAAUACCACAUUGGAAAAUGAAUUACAGGAUAUCUACACAACCUGGCGCACCACCCGCAACACAUCCACCACCCCCCAAGCCUUCAUCACCGAAUACACCUCCCCGUUCUCGUCGACCCUCCUCCCCUCCCUCAUGACAUACAUCUACGCUAAGGAUAAAGACGGCGUGCCACUCGCCUUCGCAGCCCUACGCUACUGCGGCGCUAACAACGGAUACCAUAUUGAUCCGUGCGUUGCGCUGCCGACAGCUCCCAAGGGUUUGACAGACCUGUUGAUGUUUGCUGCGAUGGCGCUGUGUCGGCAUGCCGGGGUGUCGUAUCUGAGUGUGGGGUUCGAGCCGUUGGAGGAGCUGGGUGAGGUGAGGGGGUUGAGGGGCCCGUUGGAGCAUCUUGCUAGAGGGGCGUAUCGGUUUGCGUUCAAGCGGUUGCCGUCCAUUCAGGGAAAGAAAGCGUAUCAUGAUAAGUGGAGGACGGAGGAGGGGUUGGAGGAGAGGUUGUUUUUGGUCUUGACCGGGGCCGGGGGCGGGUUGGGGGUCGUGGCGGUGACGCAUGUUGCGAAUGUGAAGAUCAGGAGGGUGGUUUGGGGGUGA